Messenger RNA from Cheilinus undulatus (humphead wrasse), 3941 nucleotides. It is a transcript of the gene fbxl9, whose product is annotated as leucine rich repeat containing 29. Gene Ontology annotation, biological process: SCF-dependent proteasomal ubiquitin-dependent protein catabolic process. NCBI's taxonomy places the organism in Eukaryota, Metazoa, Chordata, Actinopteri, Labriformes, Labridae. The transcript is spliced from 12 exons. The coding region runs from base 219 to 2183 and encodes 654 amino acids. Gene Ontology annotation, cellular component: SCF ubiquitin ligase complex. The record is from RefSeq and is a predicted model, not a curated record. Gene Ontology annotation, molecular function: protein binding.
UGGUUCAACCGAAGUCAGAAAGCCGACGGAAACCUACAGCCUCCGGUAGAUUGUAAAGUAGCUUAGUGAAGUGACAGCCGGCUGGACAGCUCGUAUGCCAGUUAUGAAGCAUUUUUAUUUAUUUAAUUUAUAAGGCAGCCGCAUUUUUACCAUAUUUUAUCUCUUAGAAGCUAAUGUUUUUAGCCUAGCAGCUAACGCUGGACGAAGAGGAAGCUGAGAUGGAAGACUGCAAUGGAGAGGACCCUGUGGAAACACCUGAGCUACCUCUGGAGAUCAUAGUUUACAUUCUGAGUUUCCUUCACCCGUCAGACAGGAAGGAGGCCUCUCUGGUUUGUCGAAGCUGGUACAAUGCCAGCCAGGACCACAGCUUCCAGAAGAACAUCACCUUCUGCUUUCCGGCCUCAGCCUCGUCUCUUGAGCUGGUCAGAGGUCUGGGCAGAAAGUCACGGUGCAGUCUGAUCAUCAGCCAGCUGGAUGGACACAGUAUGUCCAGAUCUCUACUACUGGAGGUGGGUUUGUGUUUGGGCUCAAAGCUGGAGAGCUUGGCUCUGCCGGGUAGCAGCAUAACAGAAGCCUCUCUGCUCGCCCUCCUGCCUCGCCUCACCUCACUCCGCAGGCUGGACCUCAGAGGUCUGGACAGCCUCUUCAUGUCUGGGGCCUUCCUCUCGCGGGAGGAGCACAGACAGCAGGUCAGUGCAGCUCUGUCUGGUCUGGAGGAGCUGGACUUGUCAGACCUGCGCUACCUCUCAGAUCUCACCUUUAACCGUCUCACCGGCUGCACUCCUCACCUUCGACGCCUCUCACUGGCUGGCUGCCAUAUUGCCUUUGAGUUCGACCCGUAUCGAGGCUGUCCGGUGGGAGCCGUUGAGGACUCGUCAGCACUGCUGUCACUGAGGAACCUGCGGAGGUUGUUGAUGGAGCAGAAAUCCACCAUCAAAGCUCUGGACCUCAGCAGGACCUCCAUCACCCCUGAAUCCCUGCGAACUAUUGCACAGGUUCAGGGUUUAGUCUUGGAGGAACUGUGUCUGCACGGCUGUAAGGAGCUGACUGACUACUCUAUGGAGGUUCUGGUGAAGCACCAGCCGAACCUGCAGAGACUUGACAUCAGCGCCUGCAAAGAGCUGACAAACAGGUCUGUAGAAGCCAUUGCAGCAGCCCUGAAGUCACUGAUACAUCUGUCCUUAUCCCACGACUGGAGGAUCACUGAAAAAGGCCUCGCUGACCUCCUGUCCGUGUCGACUCUGAGGAGUCUGGAUCUGUCAGAGUGUCUGAAUGUCAGUGGCACAGAGAUCGUAAGAGGCCUGUCAGGAUCUAAGGCUGCCCGACCACAGCUGGAGACACUCAGCCUCAAAAGCUGCACCUACAUCAGGGAUUUUGCAGUUUUCUCUCUCACCCAGCUUCUUGGGGAUUCUCUCCGUGAGUUGGACUUGACGUCCUGCGUGAACGUCACCGACCUGUCGGUGCGUGCCAUAGCAACAUACCUGCAGAGGCUGAUGAUUCUGAGGCUCAGUUGUUGUAAAGAAGUGACAGACUGGGGUUUACUGGGGAUGGAGGAAACGGCCAAAAAUGAGCAGGACCAUGAGACGGGAGAUGAGCCCAGGUUCACCAGGACCUUUGGAAACAUGGGCUUCUUCAAGCCUCCUCGUUUGCUCUUCUUGGAGAGACCCAAGCUGGUGACCAAUAACGACCUGGAGCAGUUCAAGCAGCACGCUGGAUCUUCACUGUUAGCGCUUAGCAGGCUGCAGGAGCUUGACCUUUCUGCGUGUCCCAAACUCACCGACAGCAGCAUCACACAGGUGGUACGUUACCCAGACCUCCAGCGUCUGUCUCUCUCCAUGCUGACAGAGAUCUCUGACGCCAGUUUAGUGUCCGUCGCCUGGCACUGCCGCAGCCUCACCAGCCUCUCGCUCAGUCACUGCCCUGGUAUCAGUGACUCUGGGGUGGCACUGGCUGCACCGUACCUCUGCCGACUGCAGCACCUCUACCUGUCCUGCUGCUAUAACAUCACUGACAAGUCUUUGUUCGUUCUGAUGCAGCACUGUAAGCGUCUGCGAACUCUCGACAUCUCAGGGUGCAAAAACCUCUCGAUGACGACAGUGGACCUCCUUCAGUCACAGCUGCCCUUCUUGGAAAACGUCCACUACAGAUUUAUCAGCGGGGCUGAUCCAACCCUCGCUCUCUGACUGACAGCAUGAAUGUCCUCAAAAGACUUCUCAGAAACAAACCUGCCGACCAAAGCCUGCUCUGGGAUUUGACUACUUGCACAUUUCAGUUUUAUUUUAAAUAGAUUUUGUGGCUUUUUAUGCCUUUAUUUUAGAGAGAGAAGAGUAGAAAGAGACACCAUUUGGAGGAGGGAGUGGUGGACAUAAAGGAAAGGUGCCGUAGGUUGGAGCUGAACCUGAGCCGGACUACAUGGGGCGGGCAACAUUGCCGCUCAGCUUUCUCUUGCACAUUUCAGUGAUCUUGAAAUCUGAAAUUAAAAGAAAAUGGUAAGUUGAGAGUCGCUGCUUUAGUAAAAUUUGUCACAAAUGUCUUGUGAGUGAUUUUGAAAAGUCAGACAACACUGUACACACUCACUCUAUUUAAAGAUAGUUAACACCAAGAUCAAAGACUUUGGAUUUAGUGUUUUUUGUUGACUUUAUGUGGUGCAUCAUCACUGAGGGAACAGCUUUCAUCUGCUAAGAGUAAGGCUCUUCAAAGUGUCGCUCUGUUCAGCGUCGAGACAAAUCCUUAAAACUUGAACGUACAGCUGCCACAAAAAGAAGAAGCUUGUACAUUUAUGGCUCUUGGAGGUAAAAGUCUUUGAAAAAACAUUAACACUUUACAAUAUGCUCCACUCUUCAAUAGGUGACAACGAUUGAGCAGCUAAAUGAUAGGCGACCACUAAGUACUGAUUCAUUGUUGAGUAACUACCUAGAAUGAUGAUUCACUGAAAUGAUGAGUUACAGAGUUUACUAUCUACCUGUUAACUUCUGGUUAUAUAGCAGUUAAAGCACAGCAUGUAAAUCAUGUUGCCAGGAGGCUCUUAAUCAAAAGAAUAACAAAAGAUGGUGAGUAGAGACCAGCUUGGCUUUGUUGGUUCUGCUCUGCUGUUUACUUCUUGUUUUGAAUUGAAAACCCAGUUCAACAAAUCUGCACUCCACAAGGUGUUUUUACUAAACAGUAAAGCACCGUUUCCAUUUCAUGGAUGAAUUUCACAUAAUAAAGGAGAAAAGCUGUUAAAAGUGGCCUCACAUACAAUAGAAAAUAAUCAUGGUCCAUCGCAAGUAAGCAGCACAAAACAUGAAUGACAAACAGCAGCUUCCAGCAGCAGUUCCCACAUCCUUACAGUGCUGCGAUAAAGUUUUUGCCUCAUACUGAUUUUUUAUUAUUUUGAGUAUUUGUCGGACUUAAAUGUUUCAGAUCAUCAAAUUUAAAAUUAGACUGAGAUAACCUGAGUCAAUACAAAAAGGCAGUUUUUAAACGAUGAUAUCAUUUAUUAAGGGAAAAAGCCAUUCAAACCUCCCUGACCCUGUGUGAAAAAGUAAUUGCCCCAUAACCCUAAUAGCUGGCAAUGGAUCCUUCACAUCACCGUGGAGGAAUUUUGACCCACUUAUCUUUGCAGAAUUGUUUUAAAUUAACCACACUGGAGGGUUUUCAUUCAUGUCAGCAAUCAGAUUUAAGUCCAGACUUUGACAAGGCCACUCCAAAACCUUUUGUUCUUUUUUUUUUUAAUCCAUUCUGAGCUGGACUUGCUGGUGUGUUUUAGAUCAUUGUCCUGCUGUUUAGCCCAAGUAUGCUUAAGCUCAAUAGCUGGACAUUCUCCUUUAGCAUUUCCUGGUAGAGACCAGGAUUCAUGGUUCCCUCAGUUAUGGCAAGUGGUCCAGGUCCUGAAGCUGCAAAGCAGUCCCAGACAUCACACUGCCACCACCAUGUUUGACUGUUGGUCUGAAGUUAUUUUG